Messenger RNA from Lactuca sativa (garden lettuce), 1185 nucleotides. RefSeq lists its product as uncharacterized. NCBI's taxonomy places the organism in Eukaryota, Viridiplantae, Streptophyta, Magnoliopsida, Asterales, Asteraceae. Gene Ontology annotation, biological process: DNA repair; telomere maintenance. The record is from RefSeq and is a predicted model, not a curated record. Gene Ontology annotation, molecular function: DNA helicase activity.
AUGGAAUGUAAUAGCUACAACGAAAAGGUAAGGGAGUUAUCCUAUGUUGAAUUCCCAACUCAAUAUGUUUGGAAUGAAUCAGAUAAAGUAUGGACAAGAAAAAAAACAAAGACAAAGUCACUUGGCAGAAUUAAUCAUGUGUCUCCCAAGUCUGGUGAUGUUUAUUACUUACGCAUUUUUCUCAACAAAGUAGAGGGUCCUACUUGCUAUGAACAUCUUAGAACGGUUAAUGGGACCGUUUAUGACUCUUACAAAGAUGCUUGCUACACUCUUGGUCUAUUAGACGAUGAUAGAGAGUACAUAUAUUCUAUACAAGAAACAGAUCAUUGGGCCACCGCGUGUUUCUGCAGGUCUCUAUUUGUUAUGUUGAUUACAUCAGAUAGUCUAUCACGACCACAUCAUGUUUUUAAAGAGACAUAUAAUUGUCAUUCUGAUGAUGUCAUUCAUGUUCGUGAACAAGAAAUAGGCGUGAAAGGCUUGAAGCAAAAACCGGAAGCAAUUUACCACCUAACGUUGUCGUACAUUGAGAAAUCUUUAUUGAGCUGUGGACUGAGUCUUAAGCAAAUACCCAAUAUGCCAUUACAUGAUCAAAAAUAUAUUCAAGAUUCUUGCAAUAUGUUAAUUCAAUAUGAGCUUAAUUAUGAUCCGUCCAGUCUUGAAUCUGAACAUCAACAACUGCAUUCAAUAUUAAAUGUCGAGCAAAAAAAUAUUUAUGAUAUAGUUAUGAAUGAAGUUAACAACAAAAAAGGUGGUAUCUUUUUCCUCCAUGGUUAUGGAGGAACAAGAAAAACAUUUGUUUGGAAGACAUUGUCUGUUGCUAUUAGAUCUAAAGGUGAAGUGGUAUUUAAAGUUGCUUCAAGUGGAAUUGCAACACUCUUGCUUUCUAGUGGUAGGACAGCACAUUCAAGAUUUCAUAUACCACUUAACUUGAAUGAAAAUUCGUUAUGUUCUAUUACGCCAGGUAACGAUGUAGCUGCCCUGUUGAACAAAGCGAGCCUUAUAAUUUGGGACGAAGCCCCAAUGAUGCAUCGUCAUUGUUUCGAAGCAGUUGAUAGGACACUUAGAGAUAUUAUCCUUCCUAAGAACAAUGAUAAACCAUUUGGAGGCAAGACCAUUGUAUUUGGAGGCAACUUUCGACAAAUUCUUCCAGUAAUACAAAGAGGAAAUCGUUCAGAUAUUGUGUAG